Paralichthys olivaceus (Japanese flounder) is the source of this 1368-nucleotide messenger RNA. RefSeq names its product V-set and immunoglobulin domain containing 8a (gene vsig8a). NCBI's taxonomy places the organism in Eukaryota, Metazoa, Chordata, Actinopteri, Pleuronectiformes, Paralichthyidae. The record is from RefSeq and is a predicted model, not a curated record.
CCUCUGUAUUCCAUCCCCAGGCGUUUGGAUGUAGCAUCUGCAUUCAGGCAGCAGCACUAUGUCGAGACAAAGCUGCAGUCGCCGGGUGCCAGCUCUCCCCCUCGGCUGCCUGCCCUGGAUCUCUGGCUUCUUGUUACACACUGCGACUCUCCUGAGCACGGAAUUGGGAUUUACACAAGGGCUGCAGGUGACAUCCACGGGCCCACAGACCCUCCAGAGGGCGGAGGGUGAGAGUGUGAUCUUGGGCUGCAGCUUCACACUGAGCCCCUUUGACAGCGGAGAACUUGACAUCGAGUGGUCGGUGGUCAGUCCAGACACCACGAAGAAAGAUCAGAUGCUGCUGUCCUACACCAGCGGCACUGAAUACAUGCAUGGUAACGACGCUUUUGCACACGGGCUCCACUUUGCCGCUCCUGACCCCUCGAGAGGGGAUGCUUCACUAUCAAUAGCUGCGCUGUCACCUGCUCAUAGUGCGACCUACCAGUGCAAGGUGAAGAAAUCACCUGGAGUGGACACGCGCAAGGUGUCACUGGUGGUAAUGGUGAAGCCGUCUGUGCCUAAGUGCUGGGUGGAGGGGGGGGAGCUGCUGGGAGAAGCUGUGGCUCUGCACUGUCAGUCUGCACGAGGCUCCACUCCCUUCACAUACUCAUGGAGGAGAGAGAGCGUGGGCCCCAUCCCCGAUACAGCCACGCAGAACAGUGUGACCGGCGAGCUGAGAAUCAGCAACCACUCGCAGAGCUUGGCAGGAGUCUACCUUUGUGAGGUGAACAAUGCUGUUGGAGCCGAGCGCUGCAGGAUCAACCUGAAGGCAAACAAACCUCCAAACAGAGCAGCGGUGAUAGUCGGCACCGUUGUGGGCUCCCUGCUCCUCAUCCUCAUCCUGCUGGUCUUCAUCGGGCUCCUCUACUGGAGGUUGAGCCGCAGAUUCCGCUUUGAGAAGGAAUUCUCCAAUGAGAUCAGAGAGGACGUCCCUCCUCCCGAGAGCCGUCCUGCCAGUCGCCACACGAGCCGGAGCGUCAAUCAGCACCCACAGGUGACCUACAGUCCGGUGGGUGGGGGUGGGACAGAAGUGAGCUCUCUCAGUGAAGUACCCACACAUCCGCCCUCGUGCUCCACACCAGUCGAAAGCAAACCGCUCGAACACGGCGGCAGGAACGGAUACGCAGUUUGAACUGAACUGAGAGGUAUUAACUUCAAGAAGUCCAGAAAGUUUGUGAAGUUGAAUUUGAAAAUGAAAGUUUCAGAGUUUCGUGAACGGAACUCAAAGCUGUGCAAUGUGAAUUAUUAAAAAAAAUUUUUUUUCUUCUAUUGCUAAACAAUUCAGGAGCGACUGUGGACGUCGCUGAUCAUGACAAAAGCUUAAGUUAU